AUGGCGCCGUCCAUCGGGUGCCUUUUCGUAUUAACCACGUUUGUAGUCAGUUCUGCACAUGCAAAUGAUCCUGGAUUUCUUGAUAGCUUCAAAAAUAUUUUGUUCGGUGGAGCUGCGCAGGAUUCACAGAAAAUAAAUGUGACGCAAAAUCAUGCUCCAAUGGGAUUCCAUCAAUAUAAUACAGGUUAGUAGUUGGGAUGGGGGGAAGAAAAAUAUUGAUGUUAAUCAUCGAAUUUGUCGGUGUCCAAAUUAUCUGAAAUUUGGUCCCAGGAGAAUUGAAAUAUUUUUUUAAUGUCAAAAGUGAAAGUUACAAUUUUAGAUUUUUACCCCAGAAUCUGAGGUUUUAACAUUUAUAGUGAUCUAUAGAAAUUCUGAUUUCAAGAAAAAUCAACAGCACCCAAGUUUUAAGCUUGAGAGAAAUUUUUACAAUUAAUGUUGGCUACCGAAAUUAAAUUUAGAAUGAGAAAAACUUGAAUUUCAAACCAUAACUUCAAAAAUAGGUUGGAAUUUUUUAUAACUUCAGCUUUCAACUUUUCACAUUUUUCCCGAUUUUCUAUAUUUUGGGCAUGAAAAAAAUUAAUGUAGGUGUUUGAAAUUAGAAAACUUGCCAAAUCAGCUCUGCAUAAAAAAUCUCUGAUUUUUCAGUUGCCACAACCAAUAACCGAAACACUCAACCAUCUGGUCAAUCAUGCACUUUGCCACGUCAAAUCGGCACAGGACCAUACCGUAUUCCACGUUGGUAUUAUAAUCCAGUUCGUGGACGUUGUGAACUCUUCUAUUGGUCAGGAUGUUGUGGAAAUGGAAAUAAUUUCCAAACUUUCCAGGCUUGUCAAGGAACUUGUGAAGGUUAGUUUUUUAUUUUUAUUUUUGUGAAACGAUGUUGAAGAGGACUACAAGAUAAAAUAAACUUCAAAAGUAUUUUUCUUGAAUCAAAAUUUUCUCCGGUUGUAGUAAAUGGAAAUGGAAUUCAACAACAAGCUCAACAAUAUCAGCCAAAUACAAUAAAUACCCAAAUAGAUAUAGUAUUCCAACCAAAUCCCUCUUCAAAUUCCGACUCAAUUUGUCCAUGUUGCCUAAAACCCGCUUCAUCGGGUUACGGUAGCGGACAAGAGGUACGGUAUUUUUUCGACAUCACAACUCGAAAAUGUCAACAAUUCAUCUAUAAAGGUGUUGGCGGGUAUGGCAAUAAUUUUGAGUCGGAAGAUAAAUGCAAUAAUUUGUGCGGAGCUCAGACUACUGUAGCUCCGCCAACACUUUUGCCAAUCGUUGUACAACAACAAACAGGUUCAUUUUUGAAAGCAAAACAAAAAAUGAAAUGCUUUUUUGAGUGUGUGUCGCAUUUUUGCUGUGCUUAUGCUUAUUUUUGAGUUUUAGAUUUAUGAAAAAAAUACGUUUGGAAUUUAUUACUGGGCCAGAAUUUUAAUAUUUCCUAAUUUUUCGAAAAAAAAAACCUCUUUAAAAAAUCCCUUUAUGAAAAUUCCAAAAAUCUUCCGAACCGCUUCGAAAAAUUCCAAACUUUGCCACGUUUGCCACCCGAUAAAAUCCCAAUUAUUUCAAGUCCAAACCAAAUCCAAAAAACAAUCAGCUUUUCUGAUUCCACGUGUGUGUGCUUUUUAUUCUCCAUCCCCAUUCCCCAUUCAAGCUUUUCCCCCAUGUGUUUUUUUUUGCUAAUCGUGUGUUUCAGUCGAUCCAUGUUCACAAGAAAAAGAGCCAGGAGUCGGUGCUCUUCAACUCAACAAAUAUUUUUUCAACAAAGAAACUCGGAUUUGCGAACAAUUUGUGUAUUUUGGUAGCGGCGGAAAUCGCAAUAAUUUCCAAAUUUUGGAAGAAUGCCAAGCGCAAUGUCCAGGUUUGAAGUGAAAUUCCAAUUUUUCAAAUCUCUAACUUGUCCUUUUUUGAAGUGAUAACUAACCGGUCUAAUUAAAAAUUCAAAAAAAAAAUCAAAAACCAUAUGAACCCAACCCAAAAAAAUCCAGGUGGAGGUAUUCACAAAUUAUCAUCACGCAGCAUGCGCGCUUCGGGAACCCAAGGAGUUAUCAGAACUCCAAAAUUGUAUUCUAAAAUAAAUAAACUGUUUUAUAGAGACCCCAAAUCCAUGCGCUGUAAGCGGAGCAUCGUUGACACCUUGCCAAGCUGGACAAGGUUGUGGAACUGGAAGCUAUUGUCAUGUUGGAGCACAAAGUCAAACCACAGUUUGUUGUCCAAAACCAGCUGCUGUUGAUAGAUGUCAACAACCAUUGAAUGUUGGAAUCGGAAAUUCGAAUUUGCCAAGGUGGGUGGAUUUCAGAAUUUUGGAAAUGAAAAAAAAAUUUGCUGUCCUAAUUUUUUUGAAACUCAAAUUAGUCGACCUGACAAUCAUAAUAAACAUCGACGUCAUAAAUAGUUCAAACACGAUUCCAUUUUUUUAGAUGGUAUUUCAAUCCACUCACUCAACAAUGUCAACAAUGCACUUAUCGCGGACUUCAAGGAAACGAGAACAAUUUCCUCUCUCAAAACGAUUGUGAAAACUCGUGUCUAACCAAUCCAUGCAAAAUCGGAACACCAUACCGUAGUCAAGGAAUCACUGUGCAAUGCUCAGCUUCAUCUCCAACAGUUUGCCCAGCUGGACAUUAUUGUCAUAUCGGCGCCGAUUCAACAACUUCUGUCUGCUGCCAAGCUCUUGGUAUGAAGUUUGAAAACAAAAAAAAACUAGUAGAAUUAUGUAUAUUUCUGGGAAAUCUGGUAACCCUAUGGAUAUUUCUUAACAUGUGUUACCCUAACUAACGUGUGCUCGAUGAUCAUUUUCAGAUUUUUGGUUAUUAUUUUUCUCUGUUGGUGGUGGUGGGAAUAUUGGUUUUUGAGUUUGGUGAUCAGAUUGUUCAUGAUAUAAAAAAUAUGGUGGGUUAUGUGAAAAACUGUGCUGUGCUUUCGUGUGGCUUUUUUUGUGAAAGAGUGGAGUUUUUUUUGGUUUUUGAUCCGGUUUUUGAAAAUCUAACUGUCUUGCUAACUAAUAGUUUUAACACAGCCGAAGAAUUGGGCCAAUUGAACUUUUUUCGAAUAAAUAGGUUCAUUUUUAUAGUGCCCAGUUCACACUUACUAAAUUUCUUUGGUAAAAAUUUUAUCAACUCGCAUGUUUUUUGACUAACCCAAAACAUUUUGAGUGUCCUGCUGUUUUUUUGCUGUUCCCCCAAACUUAAUUCCUCCAAAAACUUCAAUAAUUCCAGGAAAUUCUCCGUGCGAGGAAGAAAUGACACAAGGCGAAGGCAACGCUGCAUUGACUCGUUUCUUCUAUGAUCCAAUUCAACGACGAUGUUUGGCAUUCAAUUAUUUGGGUCUCAAAGGAAAUCGCAACAAUUUCAUGUCAAAAGAACAUUGCGAAGCGACUUGUCCAGUUUGGCUAAAUCCAUGUGCAGUUGGAAUGCCAAUUCUUACAAUGAAUAGUCAAUUACCAUUCCAUUGUCAUCAAAAUGCACCAUGUGCAAGUGGAUAUUUCUGUCAUCUUGGUUUCGAUGAUUCAACAACUGUUUGCUGUCAAUCACAAGGUGAUCCAUGUUCAUUGGUUGUUAAAGAAGGAAAUGGUAAUUAUGUAAUGUCUCGAUGGUUCUACAAUUCAAAAACUCGUCAAUGUCAACCUUUCACUUAUACCGGAAUGGGAGGAAAUGAAAAUAAUUUCUUGUUGCGCGAACAUUGUGAGGCCACGUGUCCUGUUUGGAUCAAUGCCUGUCCCAUUGGUGAACCAUACCUUCUUCCAAAUCAUAAACCACAACCAUGUUCAAUAACUUCAUCUUCAUCUUGUCCACUUACUCAUUGGUGUCACCCAGGAGUUGAUGCAACUACCACAAUGUGUUGUCCUGGAAGAACAGAUCCAUGUGGAUUGGCACUUUCACAAGGAGAAGGGCCACUUUCUGUUAGUCGAUGGUAUUUCAAUGCGAGAACUCGAACAUGUGAUGAAUUUAUGUUCAGAGGAUUGAAGGGAAAUGCAAAUAAUUUUGGAAAUCAAAUCGAUUGCGAAAAGGCUUGUCCAGUUCAACAAGAUCCUUGUCCUUUAACAUCGAAGAUGUCAAGUUUGAAACAUUCAGCAAAACUGGUUCCAUGUUCAACAACAAAACAAUGCGGCGCUCAGCAGUGGUGUCAUUACGGAGAAACCAAAGAAACUACUGUAUGCUGUCCAAAUGGUUAGUUUAAUUUAAAAACUUAUUAUCUAUGAGAAAUCAUUCCUUAUUUUUCAGCUGUUGAUGAUCCAUGUACCGCUCCGCCACGUAAUCCAGGAACUGGAGAAUUCCACGCAACUCGUUGGGCUUUUGAUUCAAACAGCAGAAAAUGUGUGCCUUUUGAAUAUCGAGGAAUGAAGGGAAAUGCCAAUAAUUUCUUGAAUCGUGAAGCUUGUGAAAAGAAAUGUCCAGUCUUCCAAAACCCGUGUAAAAUCGGCGAGCCACACAUCGGAACUGAUCACAAAUAUAUGCAAUGUAGCCCACAACAAGUUUGUCCAGCCGGACAUUAUUGUCAUAUUGGAAGCGAAGCCAAUUAUUGUUGCAAAGCAUUGGGUAGAAAUUGUUAUACUAACACUUUUUGUGCACUAACUUUGAAAUAUCAGAUUUCCAAAAUUAGAGGAACUUUUUGAAUAUUUGAUAAUUAUUUAGGAGGAGAUCCAUGUGGUCAACCAAUGGAUCGUGGAACCGGAGGAGCUGCUUUGUCUAGAUGGUAUUGGAAUCAACAAUCGCAAUGUUGUCUUCCAUUCAAGUAAGUCAAAAGGCUCUCUAAUCAAAAGGCUCUUAAAAAUUCAUUUUUCUAGCUAUUGCGGAUUGAAGGGAACUCAAAACAACUUCUUGAGCAAACAAGAUUGCGAUCGCACUUGCUAUGGUGAGUUGAUUUCAGAAAACCCGAAAAAAUCCCCUACCCUGAAACAUUUUUGAAACCUCCCAGUGAAUGGUAUUUCAACACCCCUGAACGGUGUUUUUUUCAUCACAUGACCCGAUCUCCCUCCCCCAUUCAAGUAAAUGAAACCUUUGUGCAAACUUUCUCGCUUCCCAUUUAGAACUCGACAAUCCUUGCGCUCUCGGUGACCCACAAAUGGGUCAAAACAAUCGGCCACUUCAAUGCUCGACAUCUUCCAACACAUGUAGUUCAUCAUUCUGGUGUCAUCAUGGUGCCAAUGCUGACACCACAGUUUGUUGUCCAGGAAAAGGUAUAUUCCCUCCCCGCUUUCCCCAAUUUUUGCAUUUUCCAAUUCUCUUUUAGUGCCCACACAAGAAGUUUGCCAACAACCAAUGGUGACUGGAACAGGCGGUGCAACAUUGCCACGUUGGUGGUAUGACGCGUCGACUGCACAAUGUGUGCAAUUCAAUUAUGAAGGAAGAAUGGGAAAUGAGAAUAACUUUUUGAGUCAGAGUGAUUGUGAACAAUCUUGUCCAGGUACUAAACAGACUGUGUGUGUGUGAGAUGAGAACGAUCAGACUGAUUAAUAUAUAUUUUAAUUAAUUAUCCCCUUGUGCUUUCAAUACCCAACCCCCAAAAAAUUGCAGUUUACGUAAAUGUCUGUCCAACCGGUUCCCCUCUCCUCGACACAUCUUCAAAUAAGCCAAUCCCGUGUACAUUCGGCUCAAACUCUUGCGGUUCCGAUCAUUGGUGUCAUCUUGGACUCGUUCCUGAUGAAUAUCAAUGUUGUCCUGGUCAACCAACAAAUCCAGGCGCUUGCCAAGGUGAAGACUACAGUGUUGGUGAAACUGGAGCAGCUGCACCAGCUGCGGUUAGAUGGUAUUAUGAUAAGUCGGAAAUGCAAUGCAAACAAUUCACUUACAAUGGAAGAAAAGGAAAUCAGAACAACUUUUUGACGCAAGCAGAUUGUGAAGCAACUUGCGAUGGUUUGUGCUUAAUUUCUAACAUUUUCUUACUAAUCACAACUUCUACAAACUCUAUCAAUCUUUCUCUUCUGAUUAGGAAAUUUAUCUCAAAACAAUGCAAAUUUCAGUGUUCACCAACCCAUGUAAUCAACCAAUCACUCUGCCAGCCACUCAAUGCUCAUCAACUGGAACAUCAGAUACUUGCGGAGCUAAUCAAUGGUGUCAUAUUGGAGCAACUCAAGAUUCCACUGUUUGCUGUCCUUCUGAAGGUGAUCCAUGUUCACUUCCACUUUCUCGCGGAUCCGGAAAUCAAUUCAUGGAUCGAUGGUAUUAUAAUCAACAAACAGCCAGUUGUCAACAAUUCACUUAUUCGGGACUUCACGGAAAUCAAAACAAUUUCUUAUCACAACAAUCAUGCGAAGAGAAAUGCGGACCAAAUCCAUGUUUCGAAGGUCGACCAUUUGUUGGAGCCGACGGAAGAACUCAAACCUGUUCAGCUUCGGCAAACUUCAACACAUGUCCUUUGAAUCACUGGUGUCAUAUUGGAAAUGAUUUAUCAACAACUGUAUGCUGUCCAGGUGCUUCGACAAAUGUUUGUAAUCUUCCAAUGUCAACUGGAGAAGGAAAUGCUAAUUUGGAAAGAUAUUAUUAUGAUUCAAAUGCAAAAACUUGCCGACCAUUCACUUAUAACGGAUUGAAGGGAAAUCAAAAUAACUUCAUCUCACUUGUAAGUUAAAGAAAUCUAGAUCUAAACCCUUACUCAAUCAACAAAAUUAAUAUUUCAGCGUGCUUGCCAACUUUCAUGUCAACCAUUGGAUAAUCCAUGUAUCGGUCAACCAGCUACCACAGCCGCCGGACAAGUUCUCUUCUGUUCAAUCACCAACAAAGAUUCUUGCCCUGUCAAUUUCUGGUGUCACAUCGGAGCCACCCCAGAAACAACAGUCUGCUGCCCGGGAGCAACCAAUCCAUGCUCCGUUCCAUUGGCACCAGGGACCGGAAAUUCGGGACUCGCCAGAUAUUAUUAUAAUCCAGAUGAUCGACAAUGCUUACCGUUCCAAUACAACGGAAAACGUGGAAAUCAAAACAAUUUCGAAUCUCAAUCCGAAUGUGAACGAACGUGUCCAGGUAUUUUUGUAACACACCUCGUCAAAAAAAACGAUGGUUAACUUUUCUACGGUACUUCGAUCGGCUCUGGGUAUUGCAUGUUCUAAAUUACUAACAUUUUUCCAAAAUUUGUGUUUUUUCUAACCCAUUGAUUAUUCUUGAAGUGUUCACAAAUCCAUGUCUCGGCGAACCAAUUUUGAGUUCUGAUUUAUCCCCCAAAAAAUGUCGACCCCUUUCGAAGAACCCAUGUGGUUCCACAUCGGAAUUUUGUCACACUGGCGAUCCAUCGGAUCCCAAUUCAAGUUAUUGCUGUCCAAGAAUCAAUCGUAAGUUUUUUUCGUAUCUGAACCUCAGCGGAGAAAAAUCGAAGAAUUUUAUAGAAGAUCCUUGCGAAGCUUUUGUUCGGUUAGGAGAAGGAAAUCUGAAUCUGACGAGAUUCUAUUAUAAUCCAGUUGAAGGAGAGUGUUUUUCGUUUGAAUAUCGAGGAUUAAAAGGAAAUGAGAACAACUUCCUGACUUUGAAGAAUUGCCAAGAAACUUGUAAACCAUGUAAGUUUGAUUUUGUGACAAGUGUUUUGAAGCGACCUUUAGGACUUUCAACACUGUUUCUUUCCUCGAAACAAUUUGAUGAGUUCAAAACCAUAUUUCAGUGACGAACGUAUGUUUUGGUGGUCAACAACCUUUGAUUGUAAAUGGUCGAAUUGCUCAAUGUCACAAUUCCGCGUGUCCUCCAACCCAUUAUUGUCACCGCGGUUCCGAUAUUCGAUCAACAGUUUGUUGCGCCAAAAUGGGAAUAACUUGUGAUCAACAAUUGAUGUUAGGAGUAGGAGAUUCGAAUCUUCAAAGAUAUUUCUAUGAUACAAUUGAUGAUAAAUGCACACGCUUCAAUUACACCGGAAUCGGGGGAAAUGAGAAUAAUUUUGUGACAAAAGCCGAGUGUGAAAUUGCUUGUCCAGGAUAUCGUGAUUAUUGUCCACAUGGCAAACCGGAUGUUGUUGAACAUCGAUUAACAACUUGUGGAAUUGACACGGGAUGUCCAAGAGAACAUGUUUGUCAUGUUAGUAAACGAGGAUCGAAAAGUGUUUGCUGCCCAGAUCCAGCUACUUUUUGCUUGUUGCGAGCUGAUCCGGGACCAUGUAAUGAUCGAACUGUGAAAAGAUAUGCAUAUGAUAAAACUACUGGAUCUUGCAGAAUGUUUAUGUGAGUAUAAUAAAGUUUAGACUCGAAAUGAUCCAAAUUUUCUCAGCCUUUUCAAUUCCCUAAUUAAAUUUCAUUGCAAAUUUCCAGGUUCGGCGGCUGUCAAGGAAAUCUCAACAACUUCGAAUCCAUCGAAAAAUGCACCGAAAUUUGCUGUGAAAAGGGAUACAACUAACCCCCGCACAAAAUCGCUUUUCCUUUGUUGUUUUUUGUGUAGUGCUUAUUAAUCUCACUUGUAAAAAUACACUUUUCUGGGUACAAAGAAUCAGGUAAGCUUUGAGUUGCAUCCAAGAUUCGAUUCGCAACAUUUCUUCACUAUCGCUUAGUCUUGGGAAACAAAUAAUGGUGGUGGAAAAACAAGAAGCAUGUGAUAUUUACUAAUUAACCUAACUCAAAAUAAUGAUAAGUUUUAUAUAACAGAGCCGAUCGAUUGUGUCUUGUGAUAAGUUCCUCCUUUUCUUGAACUUCUAUCGAAACUAAAUUUUAUCGCUGAAUUUUUUCUAGAACAAUUAUGUUUGUUGUCAAUCGAUCGCGGUGCGUGUGGUGGACGACAAACUAGAUAUGCUUAUAAUCGACAAACUGUAAGUUACAUUCUCAAAAUUCCUAUUUAUUACGUUCUGAAAUUGUUCUCUGGAAAUAUAUUUUUAAAAUUCCAGAGUCAAUGUGUUGCAUUCGAAUACACAGGUUGUGGUGGAAAUUUGAACAAUUUCGUUUCAAUGGCCGAUUGUAUGUCGACUUGCGGUAAUGUUGGCUUCCGAUAA
Molecule: messenger RNA, 8880 nt
Organism: Caenorhabditis angaria
Lineage: Eukaryota; Metazoa; Nematoda; Chromadorea; Rhabditida; Rhabditidae
Source: the annotation of a GenBank genome assembly